Messenger RNA from Candida tropicalis MYA-3404, 696 nucleotides. RefSeq lists its product as uncharacterized. The coding region runs from base 1 to 696 and encodes 231 amino acids. The transcript has a single exon. NCBI's taxonomy places the organism in Eukaryota, Fungi, Ascomycota, Pichiomycetes, Serinales, Debaryomycetaceae. The record is from RefSeq and is a predicted model, not a curated record.
AUGAUUGCAAAAUUAAUGGGUGUAACCUACCUCAAGAGCAAAUUUCACCGCUCUUCAAAUACAGCCCAUACAAAUGAUGUUAAUUUAGAAUCAACAGCAGAUGCGCCUUUCCCCAAAAUCAAAUCAUCAAACACAAUAGAGUCUACUUCUACAAUCAAGAGAAGUAAAUCUACAAACCCUUCCUCGUCUACUAAAGGAAAACAAAAGAAGCAUUCAAAUUCACACGAAAUAGUAACACGAUCACAAGUCCGUCGUUCAAAUACAGUACCAUCAGGAAUUGCAUUGAAAAACUUUUCCCUUAAUAGAACUUCAGGAACACUGUCAAGUCUACCGAAUUCACCUAGUCUUCAUAAUGGUCUUUCUUUAAUUGAAGAGUAUGGUCCACCUUCACGAACAUCAAGUCAAGACAGUACAGCUAACUACAAUUUAACACCUAAUAAUAGUGGCAGUAAUUUAAUGAGUCUACAACACGGCUAUUUAACGGUAGAUUACAAUGUUAAAGAUGAUUCAAGUAGUCUCUACACUGGUAAAUCAAAUAACAGACCUGACGAUUAUUAUGAUAGUGAUUAUGAUAGUGACAAGAAUGAAAAUGAUUAUGAUUCUGUAACAAAUUUGUGGGUUUUCCCUAGAACUUCAAACAAUUUCAGUAUCCCAAGAACACAUGGAACAAAGAAGAAAAAUGUACGAUUCAUGUGA